Messenger RNA from Mizuhopecten yessoensis (Yesso scallop), 625 nucleotides. RefSeq lists its product as uncharacterized. The record is from RefSeq and is a predicted model, not a curated record. NCBI's taxonomy places the organism in Eukaryota, Metazoa, Mollusca, Bivalvia, Pectinida, Pectinidae. Bases 1 to 570 code for a protein of 189 amino acids. The transcript has 5 exons.
AUGUCGGGCAACAUGCGAGGAGCGAAAAACAUGUUUCAAACGAAAUACUACUUAGUUAACAGAACUGUUAUGGACAUGUUUAAGAAAACAGAACAAGAUAGACUCUGGUAUGUCUCGGCCAGGGGACAGAACCCAGUCUUCCUCACAGGGACGAACGCUCAUCUAAAGGCCACAAGUGAGGCGUUGCCAAGGGAGACAUUAAGAAGAAGAAAGUUGUUAAAAAAAGAGAAAGGUAAAUCCGUAAUGAAGAGGCGUCGUAACUCAUCGGUUUCCAGGAUUCGUGAGUACAGCCACAUUUACUGGACAUCUGGUGUACUAUGCUGUCAAGGUCAGACAAUUCCCAUUGCCAUUAAUGAUGUGCUGGUGGGCAUCUACUUUUCCCACUGCAGAAGACAGUUUCUCGAACCCUCCACCACUGGCCAGCCCUCACCAGUUACUUCUCCAGCCAUGGCGAUCGUAAAGCAAAUGUUGAUAAACUUACGACACUACUCAUUGAUCCAGAAGCAUUUCAUGUUCCUGGAUUACAUUCUAGCAGCCCUGAAUGAAUUCAACACAGUACAACAGAGAUAAUAGAGUUUCGAUAGAGAACGGAUACAGAUACAGAUCUUCAUUCUGUGUAAACCCC